Echinops telfairi (small Madagascar hedgehog) is the source of this 291-nucleotide messenger RNA. RefSeq names its product 60S ribosomal protein L26-like. Gene Ontology annotation, cellular component: ribosome; cytosolic large ribosomal subunit. Gene Ontology annotation, molecular function: RNA binding; structural constituent of ribosome. The coding region runs from base 1 to 291 and encodes 96 amino acids. The record is from RefSeq and is a predicted model, not a curated record. Lineage: Eukaryota; Metazoa; Chordata; Mammalia; Afrosoricida; Tenrecidae. Gene Ontology annotation, biological process: cytoplasmic translation; ribosomal large subunit biogenesis. The transcript has a single exon.
AUGUCUUCCCCUCUUUCCAAGGAACUGAGACAGAAAUACAAUGUUCAGUCCAUGCCUAUCCGCAAGGAUGAUAAAGUUCAGGUUGUGCGAGGACACUACAAAGGUCAGCAGAUUGGCAAAGUGGUCCAGGUUUACAGGAAGAAAUACUUCAUCUACAUUGAGCGGGUACAGCGAGAUAAAGCGAACCACACCACCGUCCAUGUGGGCAUUUACCCCAGCUGGGUGAUUAUUAUGAGGUUAAAACUGGACAAAGACCGCAAAAAGAUCCUGGAACAGAAAGCCAAAUCUUGA